Molecule: messenger RNA, 1314 nt
Organism: Cylindrotheca closterium
Lineage: Eukaryota; Bacillariophyta; Bacillariophyceae; Bacillariales; Bacillariaceae
Source: the annotation of a GenBank genome assembly
AUGCUAUCCCCAGUGCUCCGGGCGGCACUGCCCAAGGCCGGUAUCUGCCGCACCUUUCCUCGUGCUAUGGUCUAUACCCCCAUUGCACUCCAAGGAGUGGGCGUCUCUCAUCCGUACGGUCUCCAAGUCAUCAAACACUUGGACAUGCUACUUCGCCAUUCUGCUAAUAACACCAAGACGGGCGCCUUCUUAGAGGCAGUCCUCCAGGCUCAUCAGCUCAAGACCGGUACCUCCUAUGGCCUCUUCCAACAAGCCUAUUCCAACACCUCCAUCCUGGCGUCUGACACGUGGGCUAAGCGUACCUGGAGUGAACUUGAUUCUCUCUCCAUUCACCUGGAGUUUGAUUCUCCCUACCUCCAACCACUGCGCCAAGGGGAUCAACUGUUAGUGAACUUGUUCAUCAACUCGUUGGUGGAUCAACUUACAUUGAAAUGGCUCAACUGGUGUCGGAUCUUCCUCCACGCAGCCAAUCUCUCUGAUAUCCUGAAUGCUGAAGGGACAGCAAUCACUUUGCAGGCAUGGAAAGGGAUAAGACCAGAACACUGUGCUGACCGUUCUCCGUUAGGCCCGUGGCAUUCUGUCAACUUGACCUGGAAGUGGCAAUACUCCCCCUCUACCAACACCCUGUUCCACCAUGAGGGUCAGAUAUGGAUCCCAUCUGAGCCUACUUCCUCCACCAGCCGUCAGCGCACCUUCUACUUGCCUCGCCAAUUCAACCUCGACCUUCCACCUCUACCAGCGGACGCCGUCCGUGCCUCGGUCUCUGUCUUCCCCAGCCGUCUGGCUGAGUCAGGUUCUCACGGCUGGGUUCCAGAGGUCAUUACCAUUGAAGGUAGUGAGGAUUGCCUUGUUCAGGCCCUUCUUGCCGGUACCCUUUGUGCUGUGAGCGACGGCUCAUACAAAGCUAAAGUGGGCACAGCAUGCGCCCAUAUUCUAACUGAGGAUCGCAGUGAUAUCAUCUGGAUCACCUGCCAAACUCCAGGGAAAUUUGAAGAUCAGAGCUCAACUCGUAGUGAAUUGAUUGGCCUUAUGGCUUCUCUUCUGGUUUUGGAAUGGAUGUCUCAGGUUGCUCAACUGAAACUCUUUGCCAGCCAACCUUCGGUCGAGAUGGCCUGCGAUGGUCUCAUUGCCCUUGAUAAGCCCUUCUCCGAAGCCCAUCUGUCCUCGUCUGGCGCCCAGUUUGACUUGGCCUCCACCAUCCGGGCCCUGCUUCGCCACCUCCCUCUCCAAGUCCAGCGGCGCCAUGUUAAAGGCCACCUAGACAAGCAUCGGGCCUUUCUCCCAACUGGACUGGUGGGAGCAGCGCAAUGUUGA